Messenger RNA from Spodoptera littoralis (African cotton leafworm), 1593 nucleotides. NCBI's taxonomy places the organism in Eukaryota, Metazoa, Arthropoda, Insecta, Lepidoptera, Noctuidae. The record is from the annotation of a GenBank genome assembly.
AUGGAGGAGAUUAAAAAGGAGAUCAAUCUAGACUCCGUCUUGGAGAGUUUGGGACCAUAUGGCAGAUACAACCUUCUGAACUUCGUACUGCUUCUCUUCCCGAUUCUUCUCAGCAGCUUCUUCGAAUGUGGAUUCAUAUUUGAAGCUCAGGAACUGACUUACAGGUGUGACGUGAAUGGCUGCGAGCAACGCUUCAACGACACCUCCUGGAUCAGCUAUGCCAUCCCGACCAACCAAGUCCAUAACAAACCAGAGUCAUGCAUGAUGUAUGUUCCGUUAAACAACUCAGAGUUCCAGUGCCUACCUCACAAUUUUGAUUUGAACAAAACUAUGGCCUGUGACAAAUUUGUCUAUGAAGAUGAACAUUCACUAGUAAAAGAGUUCAACCUUGGCUGUCAGGAAUGGAAGAGGGCUUUGGUUGGAACCAUUCACAACUGUGGGAUGUUCGUUGCAAUGUUGUUCACUGGCGCCAUAUCUGAUCGGUUUGGGAGGAAAAUGGCUGUUGGCUUCGCGGCCACCACCAGCUUUAUAUUCGGUUUCUCCAGAUCGUUUGCGCCAAAUUACCUGACCUAUGUAGCAUUACAUUUCUUGGAGGCAGCCUUUGGUGGCGGAUUAUACCCGUCAGCUUAUGUCUUUAUUAUCGAGCUGGUUGGCCUUAAACAGCGAGUUAUAGUAUCCGCCAUGUGCAAUAUGACCUUUGUCAUAGGCGUCGUCCUCAUUGCCCUCCUUGCUUGGGUGGUUGAAAGCUGGCGUACCUACAUCCUCAUUCUCUACUGCCCGGCCUUAAUUGUGGUCAUCUACAUCUGGUUCAUGAAUGAAAGUGCCCGCUGGCUCCUGAGUAAAGGCAAAAGGGACAAAGCCGUAUCCGUACUUAAAAAAGCAGCAAAAAUCAACAAUUUGGAUCCAAGAAAACUUGAACUGGACUUCUUGGGAGAUCCUUUACUUAAGGCUGAGAGUCAGACGACGGAUAAGAAGUCUCAAUUGUCAAAAGCGAUACGUUCAAGCAUAAUAUGGAAAAGACUGAUGAUUUGUUCGUUUUUAUGGAUGACUUGUUCCCUGGUAUACUAUGGGCUGUCAAUAAACUCUGUAUCUUUAAGCAGUAAUAGGUACGUGAGCUUCAUGCUGGUGACUUUGGUGGAGAUCCCAGCGUAUAUUGUGGUUGUGAUAGUACUGGACAAGUAUGGGAGAAAACAGACUCUGGUCGCCACCUACCUUACUUGCGCGUUGAUGAGUUUGCUGUUCGCGUUCUUGCCUAGAAACGACUACUGGUCCAUACCCCUGUACCUGAUUGGGAAAUGGAGUGUGACACUCGCCUACAGUUCCGUCUACAUCUACGUGUCUGAAGUGUUCCCUACAAAUAUGAGACAGACUUUAAUUAGUAUGUGCUCCAUGGCUGGAAGGAUCGGCUCCCUUAUAGCGCCGAUGACUCCAUUAUUGUCUUUGUACCACAAAUCGAUGCCGACAGUAAUAUUUGCUGCCAUGUGCCUGAUAUCCAGCACCCUGGUGAUGAUGCUCCCGGAGACCAGGAACAUGAGGCUACCAGACACGAUCGAAGAAGCAGAAGCACUCUCCAAGAAGAGAACCAAGAAUUGA